Molecule: messenger RNA, 10021 nt
Organism: Phalacrocorax carbo (great cormorant)
Lineage: Eukaryota; Metazoa; Chordata; Aves; Suliformes; Phalacrocoracidae
Source: RefSeq, a predicted model, not a curated record
GGACUUGAUUCUCCUGGUUUUAGAACAAAGACUAAUCUUGACAUCCUGCAGACACCUGAGUGAUGCCUGUAGAUCUGGUCUGUAAAAUUCACGGUCACAGAUAUAUAUAACUGUUUUGAACCUUGGUGCAGCAUAUUAAGGAAGUCAGUCACUUAUUGUCAUGAAGAAUCACCUACUGAUUCACUCCUCACAAUAUAUUUCACAUUAGAUUGCUGUCCCAUUUACUGCGUUUCCUGUAAGGGCAAAAUGAGACUACACAUACCUAUUGUCUGUAGCCUAGCAUUGCUCUCUUUUAUGCAUUGAUGAAUUAGUUCAUAUGGAGUGAUGUUAAAAAAAUUGUCAUAAGUAGGAGAAGAAAAGCAGAUGUUUGAUAUGCAAUGAGACUUCUUUUUGAUGUUUGUUAUGCUGAGUCAGGCUGAAAUGAAAGCGAUCAAGGGAAAGCAUCAGAAGUAAGAGAUGACAGAGAACUUGACAAAAGCAAGAUUUGGAAAAUAAGUCUGAACUGCAAAAAAUAAAGCUUAUAUUCCCCCUGGCCUUGCAGGAAAGAAGGUAUCUUCCUGUUAGUGAUACAUUAAUAUCUGUACUGAGGUAGUAUUCUUCUUGAGCUUCUUCACACAGAAGUACUUGUCGGCUGGUUGCCCAAAAACUUCUUUGAAAUUUGCCUCUAAAAAUGAGGUUAGUUAAGCAAGAUUUCUUCAUUGUUACUGAUUUCUAAGAGAUAAUUAGUUAUCUUUCAAAUAGAAAAUAACUUGUUUCUAACAACAGAUUCUUCCCUAUCUGAAUUCAUUGUGUCUUAUCAGAGAUGCUCCAAUCUUGAGCUCCCCUUUGUUCUCUAUGUCUUUAUUUUUAAGUAAGGUUUUUUCCAGCCUACAAAUGGUUUCUCUCAGAUAAAUUCUUGGAACUCUUUCCGGCUCAUGUUAUUGAACACUGCACAAAUCUUCUCACAGUGACAAAAUUUAACAAACAGGAAGAGUAAUAAAGAGGUAAGUACGUUAAAAUCAUGAGCAGUUGAGGCCAGAGAGAAGAGCCGGGUCCAACUGCAAAUAAUCAAAUUUGAAGACAGUUGCUAGCAUCUCAAUGGUAGGGUGGCGGGCAUUUUAUGUGCUUUGUGGGUAUAUGAAGCUGAGGUGUAUGAAGCUGAUGCAGUAGCUCUCAUAUUCAAAAGUUACAAGGAAAUGCUGUGAGUUCAACUCUGGUAUGACCAGAUCACACUUUUAAGGGCUUUAAAUACCAGUUUAAGAUUUUAGUGUCAGAUGUUAAUUUUGUUCCAAAAUCAUGCCCUAUGUCUUGAAGAAAAACAAGGAGAAACUUUGGGGCUUUGUUGCUUACCUAGAGUCAGUGGUAUAGGAAAUUCGUUUUGAAACUGUGUUGUGGUUUUUCAGCUUACGGGGUUUGUUUUGUUUUGAGGUUUUGUUUUUGAGAAGAAAAUCUUUGUACAUGGUUCUAGGUAGGAGAAAUGUCUCCCCAGAGAUCACCGCACCAACACAUUUAAUCUCUAGGAUUACAUUGCUUUGCACAUUGUCAUAGCGCAUUGUGGUUGACAGAUUACCUUGUCUGAGGCUUUAUCCUGUGAAGACUUAUGAAAAUAUUGGUGAAGGGAAAGUGUCAGACAGCUGAACGUUUCCAAUCCUUACUUUUUCACAAUGCACCCUGCCAUUAGCCUGUUAAUAUCAGGCUUCCAGUUACAGCUCUGUAUGAUGGUACAGAGAUACUUCGUCAAAUAGCACAAGGGAGCCCUGAGUAUACAAGGAAAAAUAAACGCACAAGUACAGAACUAAGGCGAUGAGCAAAAACUCAGACUUGACGCAAUCUCCCAGACUUGAUGCAAACUCAGACUUGAAGCAAUGCAAAUUCAUAAAUGUUCUAUUACCGGCCAAGUACAGUAAUUGUAGCCAGAAAUGGUACACAGAGGGGAAAAAAAAGAAAGAAAUACUUUAUUUUAAAGAAAAGGAGUAGUGACUCGGAAAACAAUACUUUGGUCAUAUCUGGUGUUAACGUAGUGCAGAUAAGCAAAACUUAAUUCAGGAGUAGUCUCAGGAAAAAUGCUUCCUGUACAAACAGGGAACAAAGCACCAAACGCGCAAUUUGGCAGUGGUUGAAUGUGUGAAGAGGUGCUCAGCACUGUGCAAGAGAGGAUAGCAAAAAAUUACAAUGUUUUAGAAAGACGACAAAUAACAUCUCCUGGAUAAGUUACUCCAAAAAGUAGGCUGCUUGUGUCACUCAAUCUGGCAGAGCUUUACAGACCACUUACUGAAGGAAAAAGAAGAAAAAACCAACAGUAUUUCUAAAGCAAUUGAAGAAAUUAAGCAAAUAGACAGUAUCCUUGUCCUGAAUUACAUAGAGUCAGGUGGCCACCUCUGACAGCCCUAGGAAACUCAGCCAAGAUGCAUAUUUGCCUAGGCUCAAACAAUUUAAGCAGAACUCCCUAAAGAGUUGAUUGUCUGAUGCAUGCCAUGAAAGAAAUAUGAUCUGAUUUGGGGAAAAGCCACUAUAUUUUUACAAUCUGGUGCAAAAAGGAGUAUCAACAAUUUGGAUAGAGUGUUCCCUUAAGAACACUAGUGACUGGGAGGAGGGGUUGAGAAUGCCCCUGGAGACCUGAUUUAGGGAAUAUAUGAACCCUCACAGCACAGUAGCUGCUAUAUUAGAACAUCAUCUACCAUGAAAAUUUGUAUGACUGAGGACAACUGGUGGAAUGAUUCUUGUGUCUCCUAGAAGGAGCCAACAAAGCAAAACUAAAAUGUCUGAGGAAUAAGCACAACAUCAUACUUGGCGGACCUGCUCAUCACCAGAGCCUAUGGCACAAGUCAGGAAAAGUCACCACAAAAAGCCCACACGACUGUAGCUCUUGUGAUAUGGUAAUAUGCUGGCUGUCCAACAGGAGAAUUUGAGAACCAACCAAACCUAUGUCCUCAGUCCAACAGAAGUAGGAGUAAAUAUCAGUCAAGCUAUCUGUGAGACAAUUUCCAGGCAGAAGCAAGGAAGAAAUUAUGAGUGGGCAAAGAAGUGGCAUGAGCUUUACCAGUGUUCACACUUGUUCUUCUGACUGGAGAGAAGAGAAGCUUCAUCUUCCUAUGUGUUUCAAAAUAUCACUAUGGCUUGAUUGUCCAGUAUAGCAUAGCUUAAGAAAAUACUCACACCUUCAAUAAAUCUUAUACCAGAAAGUUCAGGAGCUCAUUGCAAUGCAUAUUGGAGCUGUUCGGAAGGAGAAGAAUGCCUCCAGGCAGAGACAGAUGCUGCUUACUGUGCAAAUAUGACCAUGAUAGAGAUCAGGGACUUGAUGUCCAGUGGGAUAUACACAUGGGGACAAGAUAGAAAGAGAGACAUGAAAAUACACAACUUCCAAAUGUACUACAGAGAAGUGGGAAGGAUGAGUGGCUUAACUGUGGGAAAAGAUACUGAAGUUGAAUGUCGCCAUUUUAACUAGGGCUAUUUGGCCUGCUCUUUGCUGCCUAGCCCAGAAGGCCAAACACCCUGUAUGAAUUUACCCACUACUUUAUCACUGCAGAUCUUUUUCCUGCUAACUUUACAAGCAUUCUUCUUGUAGUCACUUUCUUGGUGUUCCGGGAACUGCGUGAACUCCUGAAUUCCCAAGAGGUGCUGAGUAACAAUGAAGUGAUAAGGCAUUUUAGCAGGUACAGACUGCUAUCUCACUCUACCAUAUCACAACCAACAGCAUAUUAAUGAUAAAUUAGCACUUACAGUUUUAAUUACGUUAUGUCCUUCAGUGUGGUCUUAAGUUUACUGUAAGUACCAGGACUGGUGUGAGAAACAGUCAAAUGAGCCAGAUAAAGUUUGAAAUCUCCCUAUACUAGUAAGCAAAAGACUACAUGAAAUCAUAACCAAAAUGCCUUGUUAGGAUUAUUUGCUCAGCAUAAAAGAGGCAGUUUUACUGGGAAUUGAGGAGAUGUCUCUGGGGCUGGGAGCUUCCCACAUUGGCAGUUCCUCACUUGAGGGCUGUUCGUAACCUCUCCUUGGGCACAAAGGUACAGGCUUUGAUCAGAUAAAUCCUUGUCAUGUGAGGGAGAAAAGGACUGGCACUGGGACUGGAGGUGUGGUCAGUUACCCACUAAAAGCACAAAGCCUGAAGACGAGAUGUAAUACACACAGCAUGCCCUCAGCUGGGGACUGGUCAGAAAGGAAAGAAGCACAAACCAGCUAGGUGACCGCAGUGACCAGCUCAGAGCAUUGCCUCCACAGCAGCACAAAUUGCAGAGCUGUCUCCUCUUUUCCUCCUGAAACGUGGAGCUCUUUUGACUAGCCCAAUGUUUUUUCCUUUUCUUUUUUUCUAACACUUUUUGUAUACCAAGUAUGAAACCCAGAGACAACCAUUUCCACAGCAGUGAAUAGGUGAUGAGUCAUGAAACAAAAACAAGGUAGUGGUGGAAAAUAUGAGCGUUGGUGCAGGGAUGUACACAUGUAUAGAAAGAGAGAGGGUUUGAAGGGCCCCUGAAAUAAUAUUAACUGUCUAAACAGAGUACAGUAUUUGAACUUGGGCUUGAUAAUUCAGAUUGUGAUUGGGGAAAUGGUAAGGAAGACUUUCCCAAUAGAGUAAUAAAUAUAAGCUUAAUUGUAUGUCUCUGUAGGGGUUAACAAAAGCCUAGCCUGACGAACAGCAGAGGGAUUCCAGGAAUGCUUAAAAACUUGCUAUAUGCAGCACUGGUUGAUGUCAAGAAAAGAGAACAGCUAAACCCUUGUUCUACAGUGCCCCUCCUAAUAAAUCUGCAGUGGUAGCCUUGAGCUCAUGGCCAGCCUUCAACAGGGCUGCAGGAAAGCAAAUCAUGAACCAUCAUAGUAGCACCUGCUUGAUUUCACGUUUCCUGUAGGAAUAGGAAUACCCCCUGUACACUGCUUGCAUCCUAAUAAAGCAAUCUGGAUAACGGGGUGGAGGUAGUGUAAUGUAUAUCUACUUUUUUUCAGGAAGUCUCUAAUUACCUGUCCUUUUAAAAGUGGAAGAUUCAGAGCUCCCAAGUGCUCCAUGACCUAGACAGGACCAACUGCUGUUAUGAAUGGAGGGCUGCAACAAAAAAACACUUUUCUCUGGUGGUACCUGAGGUUGAGGCAGUUCCAGUGUGAGUCUUCAAGCUAUUUAUGAUGUUGUAGGUAAAAGUGGUAAGUUGGGACAAAAGGUGGAAGGAAAGAAGUGUGAGAUGGCAAGUGCAGAAGCGAGAGCCUCUCUGUUCCUGAGUGAGCCUGUCCUGCAGGCAGCAGAACAACUGCUUGCUCUGCAGCAAAAGGGGAGUUACAGGCAGACCAGACUAGGAAAUGGAUACUUCUGAAGGUCUGAGCGUUAAAGACAGCGUCACCAAUACUUGGGGUGGGAAGUCUGUUAAAGUCAGAAAAGUCUUGACAUUUCCAGUGAUGAGAGAACAAGGCAGGUGGGCCAGUCCCCCCACGCAGCAACUGUACUCCCUCACAACCUCUCUCUGCCUAAUGAGAGAGCAGGAGGACAAGGAAGGGACACCUGCACCCCAUAUUUAUUCCAUGGGUUGUGUCUCCUCUCCCCAUGCCUUGGGGAAGGGAUAUGUGAAGGGAUGCAGCUCUGGGUUUUGUGUGUCAUGAAUGGAGUUUGAGGGGUAACAGAUCCUCAUGAGGGCCAGAGGCAGCCUUGAGGAGGGAAAGGAGCCUGCCAGGGUGGUGUAACUCUUCCCUAGCAUGUGGCCCACAAUGUUUACCCAGCAUCCAGCAGUGGAUAAUAAGGAGGAAAAUACUGCUCCCUCAGCAUCUCACAUCACCCCCCUCCUUCAACAAUCCAUCAGUUCCUUUAUCCCAAACACAGGAAAUUUCAUGUGGAAAUUACUUUUGAGGGGAGGGACCACACAGUCAGCUCAGGAGACAGCACCUUCUGAGACAGUGCUGGGAGAAAACUGCCACAGUAAAAGCCUGAGAGAGGUGGCCUUACUUCUUUGCCACCAGAGGAUGGUUGUGGGUGUGUGACUGACUACAGACAAAAGCAAGCACUGACUUUGAGAGGGUGCUGCAGGCUGGAGCCAUCCAGCUUCACUAUUCAGAAAUGUCACCAUCAGUAUGAGACCCGGUGCACAGCAGAACUGAAGCUUAAGGAGAUACAUACUGGACACCCUCAAACCAGUAGCCACUCUUAAAACUUUUAUUUUGGGGCUGAGUUAUAAACUGAAAAUAAUAAUAAUGUUGGUUUUCUCAUGGAAGUUUUGCUAGGCUGUGUCAUCACUAAAGCAUGGAGAGACCUUCCGUGCAAGCCGAUAUUAAAUCAGAGUGUUUACUUAAUAUGUUGUUGUAUUAACUCCAUUGCUUCUAUAACUGGUUAUGUAACCACAAAUCAUGUGGAAGUCUUAGAUAUGGGUGGUUUUUUUUCCUCUAAACAGGUAAUGUUGGGUUUGUUUCCCUUUAGAACGGAUUUUCUCUUCCAGCUCCCACUACCCAAACUGUCAUAUUGUAUCCUUGAGUGUCUUUAUCCAUCCUCCUGUAAAGCAGCAGUCUUUGCGGGAGCAGUUCCUUUAGGGAACCUCUAAAGCCCAUAGCACUGCAGGAAAGCUUCCUCUGCCCCUCGUGGGAAAAGCCCUUCUCCUGGCCAGCAAACACAUCAUUGAAUCUGCUGGUGCUGACCAGAGACCUCUUCUUGCAGUUGGCAGUGACAUCCACAGAGAUGACUGGGUAUUUCAUUUGAGGAAGAACAGCCUCUGUGGGAUGAAGGACAGCCCAGCUUCUACAAUAACAUCUGACAGCUUGGGUAAACAUCAUUAAAAAAUGUAGAGUCCUUAUGAAUUCUUCUCUCCUUCAGCUGAAAACUUUUCCCUAAUAGUGUCUUUCAACAAUAAGGAGCCCCCAUAAGCAUGAGGUAGUAUCAUCCCUGAGAGCCAGCUGCUAUGGUGGUGCAAACCAAAGGAACUCUGUUUUUGACAGAGCUAGUUCAUCUGAAGAGAUAGCCCUCCAACAGUAUGGACUGAUUGCCCCAUACAAGUGUCCUGAGGCUCAAAGUACAUUUAUUCCCUAUGCAGUUUUGGACAGCCAGUGCUCCAAUAUAGCUGCGUUUGCUGAGAUGAUAUCCAACACCCUCGUGUGCUGCCUCUUGCUACCAGUGAAAAAUGGAGCUCAAUCAGUUUACAUACAAAAUGCGCGUGAAGCAGCGGGAUCAGGGAAUUAAUUUUGUCUCCCUAAGCAGUAACAAAAAUGCCCUCAUGAUCCCAGCCCACUCACCAUAAUAUAGUAAGACCACGAUUAGCACUUAAUACUAUUUAAUAAAUAUGCUGUUUAACUUAAUCAGUAAUUGCACAGAUAAAUAACAGACUUGACCAGUCAGCGAGGUGAAAUAAUCAUAAGGAAAUAAUACGCUAAUUCUGCUUUCCAUUUUAAGGUUGCAUUUGGGCUUCCCUCCCUAAUAUCCUGCAGAAGUCGUCUUCCAGCAUUGCAGAUACAUUUGGCUAUCAAAGGGGUCUGUGUUUCUUUAUUUUGUAUUUAUUGCUGAAUGGGCAAGAGAACCUUCAUCUAUUAUUUGGGGGGCAGGGGGCUGUGAGAAAGGGAAGAAUAAAAUUAAACUGUGGUCCGAAAGUUCAUAAUACCUUUUUUGAUCGGGUUUGUAAUUCAGGAAGUCUUUGAAAGAAGAAGAUUAAAAGUAUGUUUCAAACCGAAAUUACUUUGAUAAAUUCAAGUCAUAGAGCAGACUCUUAUGAGCACUCAAAGGCAUUUCGCUGGGCUCGAGGACCCUGGGAUUCUGUAAAGCAUCUGCAGAGGUUCCUGACACCUCCCCCUUGGUCCCCACUUAAGAACGUGGCCUGCCAGGUAUCUGUCAGGGCUGGAGCUUGCUCUAACAGGGCAUCUUGUUCAGAUAGGCACACAGUGACUUAAAACCUAACUUCUUUUCACUUCCCAUUUUGAGAACCUCCAUCCACAGAGCCCUCGAAUACAGCACACCCACCUUACAGCAUCCUCCUUCUGCAAACUUAUAUUCUUGAGGUUAAAUAUUAGCCAGCAACAGCUCACGUACAUAGAAUUUGGCAUUAUUACUUGUGUAAAUGUAUAAUCAUUGAAGGGAGUUUCCAAGGGAGGAGGUGUAAGCUGCGCAGCUCCUCCUGGGUCCCUCUGAUGUUGCAGAGCAGUUGAGGCACGGAGCAGCUGCGUGAGUGGUGUGCUCACCUCACCCUCCUCCCUUGCCUGCUGCCAGCGCACAGCCCAUCACAGGGGCUGUGAUGGGCAGGGGAUUUCAGACUUACAGUUGUCAUGAGAUUUACCCAAUUCUGCUGUCUCAUUGGCCCUGUAUCAAAGGCACCCGAUAUACACUGUAUCUUGAAAAUUCAACAGAAGGCAGCCCUAUAAACGACUCGCUGCUGACCUUUGUUUCGAGUACCAAUAUUUAGCAAGCAAAUAUUUAAAACUGUGCCGUUAAGAAGGGAGGCACAGCUUUACUGUGGGGUGCUGCUGAGAAGCACCUAGCCUGUGCAUGGGAAGGGGCAAGCAGCCUUCUUCCCCUCCUCUCCCUCCCAGCAGAGCAGCCAGCCCUGCCCACCAUGCCCGCACCAGGGAAGGGGCAGAUGCUUAGCCCCCAACAAGGCAGAUGGCUGCUGUACCAAGCAAGUCAGGAGUUUUAAAGCUCUGGAGGGCUGGGUGAAGCUGUUUCAAUGCCAAAGGCAAAAUAACCAUGGCCAUGGCAGACGCGGAGGCUCUGUGAUCCACCUUGCCGAUCCAGCUGCCUGGUGUGACCAGAGCACAGCUGGCGCCAAAAGACUGUCCCCAACCACUGGUCUGUUGCCAUGGCUGGGACCCACAUACUGAUGAGUCUUCAAGAAAUCAAUUGGUCUCAGUCAGGUGCAGCAACAGGCCAACAGGGUAUUUUUCCCUUGGGAGUGGCGCAGAAUUAGCUCUGUUGGUCAGUGUAUAAUUAGAUACUUGCACCUAACAGUAUUCUUUCUGUUGGAUUUUUAUAGUUUUGUCUCUUCUUUUUUAAACAUGAAAAAUAAUCAGUCUUAAAAUAAAAUAAUAAAAAAAAUUACCCUGGAAAGAGUCAUCUAUAAAAAGAGAAAAUCCUUGCCAGGGGAACGCCACAGCAAUGAGCCCAAGCCGCAGAAAGCCUCGUUGCAGGCUUCGCUUUUCCACAGCUACUCAGAGGUUAACCAGGGUCUGUAAGCAAACAGCUUAAAGAAGGAGCCCAGCUUAGUGCCUGGGUGUCUGGGUCUGUCCCAGGGACCGCCAGCCUAAUGCCCUCCCAGCAGCCCCUCCCUCCCAAAGGCGAUGCUGGGCAAACAGAGCCAGCCCUCGCCCUCUCCUUGCGCAGCAAGGAGUCCACGGCGGGGGACGGACUGGACCCAGGCUGGGGCUCAGGGACAUCACAGAAGCGGAUGUUUCACUUCAGAUGGGUGCGGAGCCAUGUCUAUAUAAACCCUGGAGCAGCAGCCCGGGAGGAUUGUUAAGCACACCCACACCUCGGCUCACUUGGCAGUGUGGCGAGGUGCUGUCAGCUGUCCCAGUAGCUGCACACUGGUGUACAGGAGCUCAGGAGCAUGGGCUCCCGCCUGCUGCUGAUGCUGAUGCUGCUUCAGGCAGCUUGGAAAGGUGUUCUGGGAAAAUCCCAUUCACUGCACACCCGAGGAAUCGUCGAAUUGGCAGGGGCUAUAUCAUGUGGCACAGGACGGUCUCCCUUGGCAUAUAUUGGCUACGGAUGCUACUGUGGACUGGGAGGACAAGGCUGGCCUAAAGAUAGAGCAGACUGGUGCUGCCACAGGCACGACUGCUGCUAUGACAAGGCAGAGAAGGAAGGUUGCAGCCCCAAGGUACAGCAGUACCAGUGGGCGUGUGAACAGAACACUGUGCAGUGCGAUAACCUGACUGACCGAUGUGAAAAAAUGGUGUGCCUGUGUGACCAAGAAGCAGCCAAGUGUUGGGCAGCCGCACCGUACAACCCACUCUUCAUCCUCUGGCCAAACUUUUUAUGUGGACAGACUCAUCCCACCUGCCAUUUCAGAUAUGGGGGGCCAGAAUAGUAUUUUUAGGACUUUGCUUCUAACCCUCUGAAUCUGUAGGUGCUGGAAUAAAAUUUUACCUCUUUUACCAG